GCUGUCCCUAUCCUUCCUAAUUUGUUCCCCUAGAAAGAAAAAGUCACACUUCAUAUUCCCUUAGAACUGAUAAGUUGCUGCUAUCUGUUUAAACUUGAAAGAAACAAAGACGUGAGAAAAUGAUGCUCUAUGUACCACAUCCUGCAGGUGGUGUAAGUAGUAGCAAAAACAUCAAAGGCUUUGCUCUUCAAGUUCUUACAGGUAGAUGGUUCAUGAUGUUCGCAUCAUUUAUGAUCAUGUCAGUAUCAGGAGCAAGCUACAUGUUCAGCCUCUACUCCAUAGAAAUCAAGUCUUCUCUUGGAUAUGACCAAUCCACUCUCAAUCUGUUAAGCUUCUUCAAGGACUUGGGAUCCAACGCAGGCAUUCUCUCAGGCCUAAUCAACGAGGUAACGCCUCCUUGGGUUGUCUUAUCAAUUGGUGCGGUUUGUAACUUUUUUGGGUAUUUCACGAUUUGGCUUUCUGUGACCAAAAAAUUUGCAAAGCCCCACUUGUGGAACAUGUGCUUGUACAUCUUCAUUGGAGGAAAUUCUCAUUGUUCAACCAACACUGGAGUUUGGGUGACCAGCAUAAAGAACUUUCCUGGUAUAAGGGGUGUUGUCAUUGGAAUUUUGGAUGGUUACCUCUGUUUGAGCGCCAUAAUCAUCACUCAACUCUGCUAUGCCUUCUUCCAAAACGAUUCCAAAUCUGUGAUUUUGAUCAUGGCGUGGCUACCGACUGCUACCGCUUUAAUUUUUUUGCCGGUUUUCAGGAACGGCAGGAGGUGUGUUCAACAGAAAAAAGACUCCAAUGCUUUCUACAUGUUCAUCUAUUCGACACUAGCUCUGGCAGUGUUCUUCAUGAUGAUAAUCAUUCUGCAAAAAUGUUUCAAAUUCACUCGGAGCGAGUACUAUGUUACUACCGCGCUGAUGCUUCUCUUGCUCAUCCUUCCAAUUGCUGUUGUCAUUGCGGAAGAACACAAGAUUUGGAAGAGCAAACAAGAACACAUCAAUUAUGAAAAUCCUCCAAUGAAGUCUGAACAGGUUCCCCAAAAAGGAGUUUCCUGUUGGCAAAACAUUUUCAGGCCGCCGGAAAGGGGUGAAGAUCAUACAAUACUUCAAGCCAUUUUCAGCCUUGACAUGGUAAUUCUAUUCCUUGCUACUAUAUGUGGAUUUGGUAGCAACUUAACCGUGGUAAACAAUUUUAGUCAGAUUGCUAAGUCUUUAGGCUACCCUGCACAUACCAUAACCACAUUCAUCUCCCUCAUGGCAAUUUGGAUAUUUCUUGGUAAAAUUGCACAAGGGGUUGUCUCAGAGUUUAUGAUAACCAAAUUCAAAGCCCCUAGGCCUCUCGUACUCACAAUACUCCUUGUGUUGUCUUGUAUUGGUCACCUUUUAAUUGCAUUCAAUGUUCCAAAUGGUCUGUAUGUAGCCUCCAUUGUUGUUGGGUUUUGCUUUGGGGCAAACUGGCCAAUACUUCAAACCAUCGUAUCUGAACUAUUUGGGCUUAAACAUUACUCAACAUUGGCCAAUAUUGGGUCAAUGGCGAGUCCAAUUGGGUCAUACAUGCUCAGUGUGAGGGUUGCAGGGUAUCUGUAUGACAGAGAAGCCAGAAAGCAAAUGGCAGAAUUGGGGCUAAAAAGAAAGGUAGGAGAGGAAUUGAACUGCAAUGGGGGUGAGUGCUACAAAUUGGCUUUCAUUAUAAUCACUGCAGUUUGCAUGCUUGGGGCGCUUGCCUCAUUCAUUUUGGUGCUUAGGACUAGACAGUUUUACAAAACUGAUAUAUACAAGAAAUUCACAGAAGAAGCUAGAACUGAUGCUGAAACUGAAAUGGUUGUGUCUCUGAACAAGAUUGGACUACCUCCUACUUCGGAUGAAGGCUAAAUAUAUAUCCCCAAGGCCAACAGCUGCAGCGUCUACAGUACGUACGGUAUCAUUAUUCAGCAGUGUCUAAUGUAGUGGUCUGUAAACAUUAGUAAAUGAAGGUUCUUGUCAUGUUACUAGUAUCUAAGCCCGUGCUUUGCACGGUUAUUAUGUUACCAGAAUUUUUUUUUAAACAACAUAUUCCUUACAUAUGUAAUAUAACAACUCAUGAUUGUGAAGUUGUGGACAACAAACCAGAUGAUACAGCAACUUGUUCAACACAUGCCACCACAAACUAAGUGAAAUAGCAACGGAUGUCCAGUGCAAUUCGAGACUCAAAGCCUUCAUUUCUUAACCUUUUUUUUCCUAGUUCCUUUUCUCUGUAUCUAAAAUUGUUUCUACC
Lotus japonicus is the source of this 2241-nucleotide messenger RNA. RefSeq lists its product as uncharacterized. Gene Ontology annotation, cellular component: membrane. Gene Ontology annotation, biological process: transmembrane transport. Gene Ontology annotation, molecular function: transmembrane transporter activity. The transcript has a single exon. Bases 120 to 1859 code for a protein of 579 amino acids. The record is from RefSeq and is a predicted model, not a curated record. Lineage: Eukaryota; Viridiplantae; Streptophyta; Magnoliopsida; Fabales; Fabaceae.